Molecule: messenger RNA, 7232 nt
Organism: Chiloscyllium plagiosum (whitespotted bambooshark)
Lineage: Eukaryota; Metazoa; Chordata; Chondrichthyes; Orectolobiformes; Hemiscylliidae
Gene: nrip1a
Product: nuclear receptor interacting protein 1a
Biological process (GO): regulation of transcription by RNA polymerase II
Cellular component (GO): nucleus
Molecular function (GO): signaling receptor binding; transcription coregulator activity
Source: RefSeq, a predicted model, not a curated record
GGGAAGGAUUGGUCGCUAAUCCUGAAUUAAACCAGGCGACAGCAGCAGCAGCAGUAACAACAAGCUAAGACAUUUCCUUUGUAACCAUUUACAAAAAGAAACUGCAGCGUUUCCUGAUUUCUGGCUGGGAUUCCUGGAGCUGUUGUGUUUAAAAAAAAGGGGGGAAGAUCAGUUUGCAGGUGCUGGUUUUCCAUUCCAAGGAGUUAUCGAGGAAAAUGUCAGAGGCUUGAUCCGCUGGGGAAUUCCACAUGUUCCAUGAAGGGCAACAAAUGGGAAUUCUGUUCCUAUCCUUGUGUUGGCGAUCGGCUUGGUUAUGUUCAGGACAUCCGGGGCAUUGAGAAAUGGGAUCUACUACAAACUCCAACUAAUUUCUUGUGGAACUGAAGGAACACUUUCUUCCUGGAGCCUUAUGCUGGACCUUCCCCAACCAUCAAUCCUAGGAAUGGCUUUCCCAAUUCCAAACUCCCCCACACAUUCACUCUGCAAAAUGGAUACCCAAUCUAAUCCAGCUCGUGGAUAAAUGGACUCAUAACCUGGGAGCAAGAUUCUUUGUUUGUUUCGCAUCUUCCAUUGUUUUUUUUGUGUUGUUUUGGUUUUGUUUGAACAUGACCCAUGGAGAGGAGCUUUGCUCUGAGAUGCACCAGGAUUCAGUCGUGUUAACGUACCUCGAGAGUGUCUUAAUGCAUCAAGCCUCCGGGGGCAGUAUGGGCACCCCAUCCACCAAGGGCACCUCCGAGGGGGAAGGUGCUGCUUGCAAAAGCUCCGAUGGGCACGGCAGCGGAGGAGGAGGGGGAGGUGGUGAUGGUGGUGGUGAAGACUUUGCUGCCUCUCCCUCCCAGCAGAGGGCAUCGAAAGCUGCUUCUGCUCUCAACGUGAAGAAGGCCAGGCUCCUGCAAGCUGAAGCCUGUGACAGUGCCAAGCGGAGAAGAGUAGGCGGGCACGGGCUCCAGUCCAAUGACCAAGAUGGCACCGCCAGGCGGGGCGAACUGGGCAAGACGCAGCAGCAGCAACAACAACACAGCACCCUGCUGGCCUCCCUACUGCAGUCGUUCAGCUCCCGGCUGCAGAACGUGGCACUAUCCCAGCACGGGGCUGUCCCCAGGCUGGGCCAGGCACAGACCCCACCCCCGGGCACCCCGCCUGAGGACGACCUGAGGGGCUACGGCCUGGUGUCCAGCCACCUGCGGGCGCUGCUGAAGAGCCGGGAUCCGAGCCGGAGCGAGGAGGCGGACGGAGUGUACCAGAGCCCCCCCGAGCGCACCAGGUUUCCCAGCUCCCCCGCGGCGGAUGGGCGAGGGGCCCCCGGUGAGCCAAUCUCCUGCUCAGCCCGGCUCAGGGCGGUGGCCAGCAUGGUGGAGAAUGGCGCCCGCUCUGACGGUUCGCCCAAGCCCAGCGUGGCGUGCAGCCAACUGGCCUUGCUGCUGUCCAGCGACACUCAGCUGCAGCAAUACACCCGGGAGCACUCGCUGGGCGCCCGCGCCCCUCCCCCCUCCGCCAGCCAGAGGCUCGCGGCCAUCGCCAGCCAGAAGGGGGCCGAGCCUUCGCCCCCGCCCCACGACCAGGCCCGGGACCCACCCUCGAAGGACGGGCGCUGCCGUAGUGCGUCGCGGAGCCACCCGCGAGUCUCCGAGCGAUCGCUGAGGAUGGCGGGUCACACCAGGAGCCCGUCCGGUGCCAGGGAGAAGAGCAUCGCGGGGAGCGAGCGGGACAGGUCACCCCUGUCACCCAACAACAGUGGCGGCAGCAGCCUCCUCAUGCACCUCCUCAACACCAACACCGUCCCCAAGCCUUCGGCCGACGGUGGGACCGAGAGCACCAAUGGUCACCGGUGGCCGGGGGCUGAGAGGAGGGGCGGCCCCUCCUUUGACUACCGUCUGCCGGCCUGGGAGAAGGUGAUAAAGCAGGAGGCUGGUUCCCUGGAGGAGAUGUACAGCAGCGACGAGAGCUCCCGCUCCAGUUGCACGCCCAUGGACCUAUCGACCAAGCCCCGGAUAUGCGAGCCCAUCUCCCUGCACUCCCGCAGCCUGGAGCAGAUGACCGAGUCCCUUCUCUUCAGCUGGAAUCCCAAAGGCCCGAGGGUCCGCAGCCCCGAAGCCAAGGAGGAGCGCAACCGGCCUGAAUCUAGGAGCCAUCAGAAGGUCACUCUCCUCCAACUGCUGCUGGGUCACCAGAACGGAGCGAGAGGGAACCGCACACCUGAACCCCAAGCCCCGGAACGUCCCGGCAGCACGGUGACCGUGUCCGAGACUUUGUCCACUGGUUUGGCUCUUGGCCAGCGGCCACCGGAACACUUCCCUCCUCCUCCUCCUCCUGCUCCCUCCUCCGUCGUCUCCUCCUCCUCCUCCUCCUCCUCCUCCUCCUCCUCUUCUUCGUCUUCCUCGUCCUCCGCGUUGUCUUCGUCCUUCCCAGGGGCAGAGCGAAGCGCCGUGGUGAAGCUGACCCAUAGCCCGCCGGCCGCUCGCCAGCUCCCGGCACUGUGCCACACCAGCGAUGGCACCCACCACCUCCUGGCCCAUCAGGGGAAGCUGGUGGGUGACGGCGAGCCCUCAAGGAACCUUCAACGCUUCCCGCAGCCAUUGGAAACUGCGAAGGGUCACCGGGCCCUGGAACCUCUGCUCCCCUCUGAGUCCGCCAAAGCUCAGCAGUUCCCCAAACGGUUCGUCCCCGGGGAGUUGGCGGCAAAUACUCAGUAUGUCCCACGGCAGUCAUUGGCUGGUGAGAGCCCCCUUUCCAAUUUCUCCUUCAGCGCAAGCAAGCUCCUGCAAGACCUGGCUCAUACCGGCUUCCACAAGUCGCCAGAGACCUCCCAAGCGGACGGGGAGGACAGGAACGCCGGCCUGACCUCGGUGGAGAGUAGGAUGGGUGAGAGCACCGAGAGCCUCCCGUUCAGUCGGUCCGUCAAGCCCCUCUGCUUCCAGCAGUCGGUGCUGCUGGAGCCCAAUGCCAGGAGAGAGAGGCCACCACUCCAGCCCCGCCCAGCGCCCAGCUCUGAUCUUGAGAACCUGCUCGAGAGACGCAGCGUCCUUCAACUCCUGCUGAGGAAUCCCGAGAGGGAAAGGGUCCCAGUGGCCUGCCUGCAGGGGAGGAGAGGGGGCCACCAAGUAUCAGUGGGCCCGCAGCCCCCAGACGCCCAGUGCAACGGGCAAGCGGCUGGCACCAAGCCAAUAUCCAUGGUCAAGGUCAAGACUGAACCCGUUGAAGAGGAUGGGUGCUUCUCCUCCGGUGCCGAACCGGCGGAACAAAGUGCCAAUGGCCAGCCUCUGAUACAAUGCAAGGCAGAGCAGAAAAACCCACCCUUCACGUUGGGCAGUGUGAAGCAAGAGGUGGUGAGCCCAGCUGCACCCUCGGCACAGGCUCAGUGCCACCCCUGUCAGAAAGGGGGCGUCCUGAGCCAACUUCUGCAGCGGGACAACACCUUGACCCCUCUGGGCGGUUACGCCUUCGGCCAGCACCCGCCCGCCAGCGGUCUCUCUGAGGCCCGGGCCCCCACCUCCGGCUCCAGCAGUCCGUGCAGCGUUCCCAAGAAGAGGAAACCCCCACCCAGCUCCCCCAGCCAACCGGACGACCUGCACAAGACUCUCGACCGGAGGGAGGGGCUGAACAGUCAUGGCGCCCCACUCCGAGAGGAUGCCAAUGGCCUGGAUGGCUUUCCGUCCUGCGGAGCCAGGCUGCUGGAUUUCCAACCAGGCAGUGGCUUGGAGCUGGAGUCCCGAAGUAGCAUGAAGGAUCCCCAAGGCUUCAACGUCCUGAAACAGCUCCUCCUGUCCGAGAAUGGCAUCAAAGUGCUGCCCGGGCACAGGACUCUUCACAAUGGUGGCUCUGCCAGUGACCGAGGUUCCCGGCCUGACCGAAGGCUGGGAGGAGACCGCCCCACUCACUUCUACAGCCAGCCCGAGCAGCUCAACGGUCACCAGAAGGAGGCAGCGCUGGCCUUCGAGCCUGCCAGGUACCUCGGGGUCUUGCCCGCUUCCAGCUCGUCUGCACACUACCCGCUGGAAAACUCCACCUCCGUCACCGCCCUGGCACAAUCCCAGCCAGAGCACCGCGCCCCGUCCCUCGGAACGCCAACCGAGCCACCGUGGCUGACCAAGACUAAUCCCAUCCUCUAUUACAUGCUGCAGAGGGGCGGCCUGGGCCUGGUGCCCUCCCGGUCCAGAGCAGGGGAAGGGGGCACCGCCGAGGCUGACAGGAGGAGGAGGCCGCAGCCGGUGGCUCAGAGGGUGGAGCGGCCCAGUGGCGGUGGCGGAGUGCUGCCUGGUCGCCGGACGGUCAAAGCAGAGCCCCCCGAGGACUCUCUGGGUAACCUCCAGGGCCCGGUCCCUGGUAUGCUACGGGAUCAGAAUGAAAUUGCCAGCGGCAUUCUGGAGAAAGUAGCGGCCAUAAAGCGGGAGCCUGAUUGAGUGGACAUUGGGAUGGAGGGGAACGAAAGCAAGAAGACAAUCUUGUCCAUUAGACCAAGUCUUGUGCAAUACAAUCUGGGUCAGCUAGAUAGAAGGACAAAUGCUGCAUAUAUAAUAUAUAUGUAUAAGUGUAUAUAAUAUAGAUAUAUAUGUAUAUCAGCGCUAACAGGCAGCUUGUUGGCUGGCAUGAUUGGAACUUGUAUCUAUUGCCAGGAAUGCCAAGGUAUUGGGAUCCACCAGUUUUUAUAUGGUAAUUUUAUAUAUACACACAUAUGUAUAUGCACACACAUAUAUAUGUACAUAUAUAUAAAAUGAAUAUAAGGAGGAUGUUGCCAUUUGUUUUUGGUUUUGCCCUGUCGUGACCCGUACUGAAAGGCAUGAUAAUCAUGUUCAAGGUGCCAUAGGCGUUAAGUUCCAUGUGCCCCAUUGAGAGCCCUGCCACCACUCUUUGGGGUACUGGCACCAGUUGGUGGCCUCUUAAACAGCCCUUGUUCACCCACAGCUCGCCAACCCCAAUCCCAAGCCCAUCCCUUAUUUUUUUUUCUUUGCACCUGGUCUUCCCGGCAAUGAUGCCACCCGGUCACCGCUUGCCCCUCAUGGGUUAGCCCCUUGCCCUCCACAUAGUGCCAACCCUGUACCAGGAAGUGAGAAAGAAACUGGAUGCCACUUUGUGACAGGCGUUUGAACAUUCUGAUUCCUUUAUUUUUGCUUGGUUCCCCUUCGCUUCGCCCCUUCUCUCUGCACGUAAUGCCUCCACAAACUUUUACCCCUUUUGUAUUUUUAUUCUGAGGUGACAUUGUCAGUCAGAGGCACAAGAUGUUUGUUUUGGUUUUGGUCGUGUGGGGUGGCACAGUGGAUCGACAUGCCGCAAUCUCUCGAUGGCAGUAGCCGUCGGAGGGAAUCUUAAUUUUUUGUGAUUUGAUGUAACGUAAACACAAAAGGUGCCAAGCAGACAAUCAGUCAAUUCAAAUGAGCUGGUUUUGUUUUGUUCACACUGCAACACCAGGUUAAUGUCUGUUCUGAGCAAGGUCAUACUUCUCACUAGUAAUUUCCUCCACUGGAAAUUUUAACUUGCCCUCUGUAGCCAGGGGCUGUUCUUCUCCCCUUACUGUAGUGUAAAUUGUAUGUAAAAAGUGUGUGUAUAUGUGUGUGUACACACACACAGACACAGUGCGUGUCCGUAUGUUGGAUGGGGGAAGAUGCCUAUUUUGUGUUGCAUGUAUCUGCAUUUGCAAGUGUUUAAAAUAUUGUAUAGUUAUAUAUGCAUAUUUUGUCCAAAUCUAUUGUUAAAAGAAAUAGAAGACUAAUCCCUCUAACUCUACGAACCGCAUGGAAUGAAAAGCAUGUGGAAUCCCUAUGCACAAAAAAAAGAUGUGAUGUGUUUAUUAAAAAAAAAAGAAGAGAUAGAAAGAGAAUUUAAUGUCUUAAUAAUCGAACUUUAACUUACUUGAUCAGUCUGUGUACAUUGUGUGUACAUUGUCUGUACCUGUGUGGCCUGUCACUGAAGAAGUGGAUAGCAGGGUAUAUUCCAAAAGUUAAUCGUCCUUUUCCCUUAAGUGUUUCGAGCAACAUUCACUCCCGGAAUCCGAUGACUUUGUCCCGUCCUAUUUCUCCGCCACCAGCUCUCUCAAGUGGGUGGGCCUAUUUAUUUAUGUUUGUUUUUUUCUUUUCAUUUAAAAGUGAAGAUCUUGGCGAUCCAAGCUCCCUUUGCUCUCGACCACACGAUUCUUCCGUUCAACUGAACACUUGGUUUUCGUGGGAGUCCGUGUUUGACGUUUUGUUUUUGUCUUUUGCAUAAAACUGCGGUUGGAAUUCUGGCUGAGGAUUUUGAGUUGGUAUUCUGCGGCCUGCAGCUUCCUAGGACAGCUCAGAUAAAAGACUAAGUGGCUUGCUACGGAGUAUGAUACCUGGCUGUCGUUUUGACACCGCUUUUGACGUGGCGGAUUUAAUUUCACCAAACCAGCAGGAAUCAGGCGACGGAGGAGGCAGAGGAAUAGGCAUUGGGGACCAACUGGUUAGACCAGCAAGGGUCAGGAUUCUGGCUCAGGAAGGCAAGCGAGGAGUCAGGGGCACAGGAAAAUCAGGGCAGUGCAUCUCAGACCACAUGCAGUGGGGCUUCAUGGCUUGGGGGAGCUGCUGGAAAUCACGACUUUGGGAGAGGGGGCCAGCAGACGUCAGGGCAAGUGAGAACAGCAAAGAGUCAUUGUACACACUUCCAAGUCUGGGAGUUGAGGCUAUGAGGGCUUCACGCAAAGAUUUCUCCUCUGGGCAAUUUUAACGGCACCGCAAUAUCACGGACUGUCAAAACUCCCAUUGUCCUCCUGCUCCAACUAAGAUUUUGUGUAGGUACGAGACUUCCUUAGGUGAUUAAUUAUUUGUUUCCAAUCCCAGCUUUCGCGGGAUGUUGCAAUGUAACCCCCCCGCCCUUUUUUUUAAGGUGAGUACUUUCCGACAAUAAAUGGCAACGCUCCAAUUAUUUACCCAGGGGUAACAAUUCUUCCACAUGACAGUUACCCUUGAGCCUCUGAGAAAAUAUUCCAGUUGCCAAUCCAGGUGAAAGUUGAGAGACGAGUGCCAUUUCUCAGUUUUGUUUUGACAAAAAUGAAUUCAGUUUUGUGUAAAUAUGAAGAAUUUGGUUUCUUUUUGUUGAAAAAGAAUGCACUGUAAACGAUGGGAAAUAUUAGAUUUUUUAAAAAUAAUAUUUCAGUACAAAUAGUAUUUUGGGUUUAUUUGGUCUUUUAGAAGAUGUUAUGCCUGAUCUAAUGCAAACUGUGAGAACUGUACCAGUUUCUUUUGUACUCUGCAAAAAAAUGAAUAAACUUUGGAAUGAGA